GCCAGAUUGACGGUUCCCAUGCCCUGCAGAUGGCUAUAAAGGAGUCCUGGAACGGCAGUCAUCACUUACUUGAGAAUCCGCUGUAGAAUGGGUAAGAUAUCGCUGUACGGCCUGGACGCAAGUCCGCCUACCCGGGCAUGUCUGCUCACCCUGAAGGCACUGGACAUUCCCUUCGAGUACAUCUUUGUCAAUCUGUUCGAGAAGGCGAACUACAGCGAGGAGUUCUCGAAAAAGAAUCCGCAGCACACGGUGCCGCUGUUGCAGGACGAUGAGGCAUGCAUCUGGGAUUCCCAUGCCAUCAUGGCCUAUCUGGUGGAUAGAUAUGCAGCCAGCGAUGAGCUGUAUCCCAAGGAUCUGCUGCAGCGGGCCAAGGUGGAUCAACUGAUGCACUUUGAGUCGGGCGUUAUCUUCGAAUCCGCGCUGAGGAGACUCACCCGACCGAUUCUCUUUAACGGCGAAUCAACUUUGCCCCGGAAUCAAGUGGAUCACAUCAUCCAAGUCUAUAACUUUGUGGAGACCUUUCUCGAUGACCAUGAUUACUUGGCCGGCGACCAACUGACCAUAGCCGACUUCAGCAUUGUGUCGACCAUCACCUCGAUUGGAGUUUUCCAGGAACUAGACGUGGCCAAGUAUCCAAGGAUUGCCGCCUGGCUGGACAGGCUCAAGGAGCUGCCCUACUACGAGGAGGCCAAUGGAAGUGGAGCCGCCCAAUAUGUGGAACUCUUGAGGUCCAAGAACUUUACUAUCGUGCCCUAGGAAAAGUGUAAAAAAAAAAAGAAAUGGGAAAACCAACAAAUCCUACAUCAUCAAGCAACUUUAAACUUUAAAUGUUUAGUUCUUUUUGUUGUAUUCAAAAGCUUGGACAUAAAACACAAAUCGUUUUGAUGACCUACACAUUUUAUCUCUUUACACAGACAUUAUCCUAUUUUAAAUAUUUCAAUUAUACAAACUUCUGAUCUUCACUACCUUCUCAGUUUUGUGUCCUCAACAAAUAACUUAAAAUAAAUUGA
This is a messenger RNA of Drosophila gunungcola (fruit fly), 1010 nucleotides long. It is a transcript of the gene GstE4, whose product is annotated as glutathione S-transferase 1. The record is from RefSeq and is a predicted model, not a curated record. Bases 88 to 756 code for a protein of 222 amino acids. Gene Ontology annotation, molecular function: glutathione transferase activity. The transcript has a single exon. NCBI's taxonomy places the organism in Eukaryota, Metazoa, Arthropoda, Insecta, Diptera, Drosophilidae. Gene Ontology annotation, biological process: glutathione metabolic process.